Symbiodinium sp. CCMP2592 is the source of this 7593-nucleotide messenger RNA. NCBI's taxonomy places the organism in Eukaryota, Dinophyceae, Suessiales, Symbiodiniaceae. The record is from the annotation of a GenBank genome assembly.
AUGGACUUGUUUCUGGCCGGCCGCCCAUUGUCGCCCCAUGCGGUGGGCAGAUCAGCACAAGUCGCGGCGACUUCUGCAUCUGUCGGAACUUCGCUGCUGCGCCGGCGCUCGAAGGAUUCUCAGGAAGGGCGCUGGGCCACAGGUGCCGCGCGUCUGACCGUGAGCGCCUGUGCUGCCUCAGCUUCGAUGCUGUGGCAAACAGGCCCCGUGAACGGCGCCGCCAGAAGGCAGGCACCUGAAACCCUUUCCCGGCGGAUGAAUGAAGCUGCCGAGGCCGGUGAUGUCGAGAAGACCGAGCUACUGUUCCAGCAGCUGCGGAUGAAUCAAAGCUUCUUCAACAAGCGCCCAAGAAUGUUCUACAACACGGUCAUCAAGGCCUGCGCCAAUGCUGGAUUGACCGAGCGCGCCGAGUAUUGGAGCGAGAGGCUCCGGGCGGCCAAGCUGGAGAUGAACACCAAGGGCCUGGGAAAGCUCAUUGAAGCCUGCGCCCGAUCUGGCGACCUGAAGUCUGCAGAGCGCCUCCUGGACCAAGCUGCGAUUGAAGGCGUCCAGGCCAGCAACGUGACGCUGAUGAUGAUGCUGGGCUUAGUAGCAAAAUCCGGCGAAGCCCGCAAACUCCAAAGGUGGCAGAAGGUGCUCUCGCGAAAGGCGGCCGAGGAAGGCGAUGACAACAUGCUCUCCGCCGUCUAUGCGACGUGCGGAGAAACGGACAAAGCUGCAGAGCUCCUGGAAGACGCCCUGGCACGCGGAGAUCGCCCGGAUAGUAUGAUCUUCAACAAUGUGAUCAUGGCCUUCGCCAGAGAGGGGCGUCUGGAAGAGGCGAUGGCCUGGCUCCAGCGGAUGCCCGCAGCCUCGGUAGAGCCGGAUCGCUUGUCCUUCGAGGCUCUGGCGACGGCUCAUGCCCGGCUAGGAGACAUCGAUGCUGCAGGAGGCUGUCUGGAAGAGCGGCUCGGAUCUUUAGGGGGAUGGUAUAGACCAUACGGCUACCGCUAUCACUGGUCUUGGGGUUCAAAGGCCGAGUGGAGUACAGACGGUGGAGAUUUCUCCAGCGGAUCACCCGGCGAGGGUGAUGAUGAUCAGGGCUCAGGUGGGCGCCAAGAUGAGCAUCCAUCGCAUGAGCUCCGCAGUUCCGAGGGCGAGAAUACGAGUUACAAUCGGAGGGCUUCUUGGAAUUCUUCCGGGAAGUGGGCUGGAGACUCACCGACAGGGAUCUCUAAUUCACAUGAUGAUGGGAACCUGGGGUCCGAGGCCACAGCUACGAAGGGCUCUUUCAACGAGAGGAUGGCAGUUCCGGGAUUCGAUGCUCAGAGUUCUGGGGAGGAGCUUGGCAUGAGCGCUAGGUCUUAUCUUCGCCAGGUGGACGCAUGGUGCAAGGUGGCAAAGGCAUGGGCCUAUCUCAACGCGCUUAGCCUGAGCAGUUCAGAGGAAUUGGCUUUGCUGGCUUCGGUAGGGAAUGAGUACAAUGUGACAAAGUUGCAGCGCGCAGCAGUGUUGCAUGAGAAGUCCCUACGCCCUCCUUGGCAACCCCGGAAAGGACCUUAUCAGGACAUUGGCGGUAAAGGGCAGAAGGGGGUCAAGGCUUCCUAUAUGACUGGGGUCGAUGAGGUUGAUGAGGAUGAAGAGGUUUACCAGGGGGCAGAUGACGAGGUGCUUGCAGAGGAAGAAGCCGUUGCGAUGCACGAGGCGUAUGUAGCUCAGGAGACCGCAAAAGCCAGAUAUCGUGAGGUCUCCAAAGCACGGGGUGUGGAUCCUAGUGUGCUGCGGAAGGGUGUCACUGAGAAUCCGGGGAAAUCCAACAUCGAGGAGCGCCUUGCACAGGCAAAAGCACGAUCGUUCUGCGCCGGGUGCGGCAGGCGAGGACACUGGCACAAGGACAGCACGUGUCCUCUCAACAAACCGGAGAACCAGCAGCUCGGCAACAAAGGGAAUGUCCCUAAGUCCGGCCGGGAUCAACAGGCCCAUGUGACAUCCUCCAGCGGUGAUGGGAGCGGAUCGGUUGUUCAGGUUGCUUACGAGGUCGGGUACCCGAGUGGCAACAAACUGUAUGCAAUCACGGACACCGCUUGCAGUAAGUCGGUUAUGGGUCAAGGAUGGCUUGAAUCCUACUUGAAACUGGCGAGGAACCCGGGCCUGGAAACCCAGUUUGUGAACGCCUCGGACGAUUUCAGGUUUGGUGCUUCGAAACUCUUCCGAGCUACUUACACAGCAACCAUCUUGAUCGAGGUUGGCGGUAAACCGUUUGCGGUCAGGGCUUCGGUGGUCGAGGGUGAGGUUCCGCUCCUUCUCAGUCGGAAGGUCCUGAGUGUUUUGGGCAUGGUGUACGAUGUCGAUGAGAACACGGCACGGUUCAAGCACCUGGGAGUCGACAACAUCAUGCUUUCGACCACUGACAAUGGCCACCCCGCCUUGAUCGUGAAUCCGAGGGUAGGUCAUAAUCCCAAGUUGCCGUCACCCCAAGAGUGGGCUGAUGAUGAGGUGACCGCUGGCGAGUGUGACUCCAAGACUAUUUUACCCCAAGAAGAUCAACCCGACUAUCCGGACUUCUGGAUUGAGACACCAAGUGCCUUUGUGAGUGCACCUCGGCAAUUUCAUGUGGGAGUUCGCAUGCGUUACAUCAAGUGCAUGACGCAUGGAGAGGGGAAACGAGUUCACAACAUCCAGUUCUAUGGGUCGGCAGGACUGUUUUCUCCCGAGCCUCCUGUAGCACUCCUUUUGAAGAUUCCCUCUCGAAUCCUGCGGUUGCUCCUCCCGAAGAUGGCCUCCUCAUCCGAGACAACGGGGAAUGUGUGGCACAUGACGAAGGCGCAGCUCAUCUCGAAGGCGAUGGGCAUGGGGAUCACGAUCCACCAAUCUUGGAGUGUGGGCGAAAUUCGCCAGCUUAUCCAGGAGAAGAAGAAGGCCAUGGGCGAGAUCUCAGAGAUCCCGAAAGGGUUGGCAUCCAUGAACAAAGCCCAACUCCUAGAGCAGUGCCGGUUGUUGGAAAUCGAGGUGCCCGAGAAGGCGACGAAUGGCCACUUGACCCUCCUCAUCCGGGACUGUUGCACCAGGAACAAAGGGGACGCGGUAGUGAGUUUCGGGCGGCACCGCGGCAAGUUGUUCCGGGAAGUACCCCAGAGUUAUCUUCGCUGGGCUUUGGCAGAGGUAAAGGAGCGGGGCCCGGAAGGGUCCAGCCCGGACUUAGUGAGCCUGAGCAGGUUCGCGGCGCAAAUCCUCCAGGAGAUUCCCGAGGUGAACAACAAGGAUCCGGAAACGAACUCCAUGGUGCCAGUGCCGCAGGACUUGGAGUCGGUGGUGAGCUGGGGAUCCGAGGGGUGGAGCGAGUUGUCUCCCGAGGCCCGGAAGCUCAACGGCCAGGCGAACUCAAGGCAGGUGUCCAUGGCUGCGCCGAAGAGCGCUACGCGGUCUCCAUCGGUGAAGCGAACCACGGAUCAUCAGGGCGAGCCCGGGAAGGCGAUGAUGAAUCAAGAUGUGCCUCCGGAGGUGAAAAAGGAGAUCGACGAGCUGAUGGCAAAGGUGGCAUCGCUAAAGGAUGAAGACCUUCAGAGCGAACCGGAUUUCGAGGUUGAGACCCAGGAGAUCCAUGUCCUCCCCGGGGUACGUGAUGUGGAGAUUGCGUCAGGGGAACACUGCCAGGCUAGUAGAAAGCGCAAGAUCAUGGAUGGCACGUGCAGUGUGGCCUUCGGGGCCUACUCCCAUGGGAACCACUAUGGGGUGAUCCGGCGCACGUAUCAGCAUUGGUACGUGACGAAGUAUGUGAAUGCCUUCAUGCGUUUCCAUGGUGCCAAGGGUCAGUGGAGUAGUGUGCAGUUGUGUUUCAAUUGUCAUGUCGGUCCUCACAAAGAUGUUCACAACCUCGGGGACAAUUGGACUAUUUCCUUUGGGGACUUUGAGGGCGGACGUCUUUGGCUAGAACACAACGACCCAACCAAGGUUCCAGACGCCAUUGAGUCCCGCGAGGCGAUCCUUGCCGACGGCUCCAAGGCGAUCGGAUGCUUGGUGGAUACAAGACAUAACAUGUACAAGUUCUGUCCCAAGCGAAAACAUGCCGUAGAACAAGGUGCAUGUGCUUGGGAGAAAGAGCAUGAGACGAGGCCGAAGAAGAGCAUUAGGAAGAACCUUUGGAAGGGAGCUCGAAGGGCAAGUUCGCUCCUCACUCUCAGUCUCGCAGCGGCAUCGUCGUUCAUCUCAGAAAAUAUACCCUUCGGAAAACCACCACAUCAGGCAUGCCUCUUCGAGAUCGGCGGCAAUGAGUUGACGCUGGACAUGAUCGAGGCGGGUUUUCAGGCCAUCGAACCUCUCAGUUGGGGCGACUAUGUUGAUACUAACCAUGCUCUGAAAGUGACUGACGUGAUCAACAAUCUUAAGCCCAAUGUCGUUUGGUUUCAAGGUUGUGAUGAGAGCAACAAUUUCAUUGAGCAGAUCGUGGCCACUGCCGGACAGCAGCUAGAACAUGGAGGUUCUGUUGUAUAUCAUGCCGACAAGAACGAUCAUGUCUGGGAGAAUAGGAUCAUGAAAUGCUUCAUGAAUGAGAACACUCAUCUUCUAGAAGACCAAGGUGAAGCGUUCGCCGGUGCUGACGAUGAGGUGAUCAAGGCCUGCAAAGGGAUGCGAUGCGAAGUUUGCGAUCGAAACCAGAGGACCGGGAGCGCUAGACCGGGGGUGCUACCUUCACUUCUAGACAUGAACCAAGUGGUCAGUGUCGAUGUCUUUUCGGUCUUCGACUCGGAUCGUGUGCAGCAUGAGUUUCUUUCAAUCAUUGACCACGCCACUACAUUUCACUUGGUGUGCGAGCUUGAGGGUCACUCCGGCGAGGAUUUCUGUAGGCAGUUCACCCAACUCUGGGGAAACGUUUUCGGGGCUCCUGGGACAAUUUCAGCGGACUUAGAGAGCGGGCUCCAGCUUGGAGUUUCCAAGUACGCGGAGUUCCACGGGGUCAUUGAUGAGAAGUCCAUCACGAGUGACGACAUGUACAUGGCGGUCCAGGCGGUGAACAGCGCUAAGAAUGAACUUCGACGUAGACAUGGUUUCUCCCCUACACAAGCCGUAUUCGGUAAAGAUCCCAGAGCACCCGAAGAACUAGAGUCCGGAGUUGACGAGGAGAGAUUCAUCGAGAUCAUGUCCGGUGACCAACGACGACAACGUGAAGUUAGCAUCAGAGCCUCGGCACGCAUGGCAUUCUUCAGGACUCAGAUCGACUCGAAAUUUCGCAGAGGGAUGAUCCAGAGAGCGCGUGUCAAGAGAGGCGGUUAUGCGGUCGGAGAGCUUGUAUGUUUCUAUAGGAUCGAGAAGAUUGCUACAAAACGUGGACAAUGGCGGGGACCGGGCACCAUCAUUGGCCACGAAGGCGGCAAUUGGUGGGUGUCAUUCGGGGGACGUUGUCACUUGGUUGCCGAAGAACACUUGAGGCCGGCUACCUCUGAAGAGCUCGGAGAGCUCUUCUCCACCAGGAUUGUGAGGGACGAUUUGGAGAAACUCCUCGAGUUGGAUCCUUAUGACCCCGACACAUACCAACCCCCUGAUGAAGAGAUCCCAGAGUUUGAAGAUCCGUUCCAGGAGUUCCCAAACAACGACCUCGAGGACAUGGACUACGAGCCCAGUCUCCCCGAGGAAGAUGGACAGGACAUGGUUGUAGAUGACGAUGUUCGGGGUGCUAAGCGUGAUGGUGAUCCUUCUGAUGUGCCUCCUGUUGUCUCUAGACGGGUUCGAAGAAAGGGCCAGGGAGUUCGUGUUCAUUCAGCCAACAUGUUGAAGCGGUGCCAAACGGAGCGAGCCCUCGAAAAGCAGCUCGAAAAGGAGAUACCUUGGAAGUUGGUGCCUCCUGAAGAACAUGCUGCAUUUCGUGCCGCGGAACUAAAACAGAUGAAAGAGCACUAUGAACAUGAUGCACUGGAACCUCUUUCGGUCGAAGAAUCCGCCGAGGUGAACGAUCGUGUACACAGCAGCAGGAUCCUCUCUUCGAGAUUCGCAUAUCGAGAUAAACAUUGGAGUCGUCGGAAGAUCGAUGCGAGUGUUCCUUGGAAACACAAAGCACGCUUAGUAGUCUCAGGACACAGAGACCCAGACAUCCAACACCUUGAGACGGAUGCUCCCACCAUCGGGCGCCUCACAGUUCUCACUUUGCUGCAGAUAGUAGCCAGUCGUCGUUCGAAGUUAGGAUGGAUGGCAUCAGCUGGAGAUAUCACAGCGGCAUUCUUGAACGGAGACCCGUUGGAGAGGGAACUGUAUCUUCGUCAGCCUAGAGGUGGUGUGGAAGGUCUUCUACCAGAACAGCUUUUCAGGGUGAAGAAAGGGAUAUUCGGGCUACCCGACUCGCCUAGGAAGUGGUGGCGAAGAUUGAGGCGAGAUAUGCUGAGCAUCAAGAUCGAUUUCCAAGGACUGACUCUUCGGUUCACACAAUGCCCCUUGGAUCCAUGUCUAUUUCAGCUGUGCGAUCCCGAAUCUGGCAAACCACUCGCUUAUGUCGGGGUUCAUGUCGAUGAUCUCUUAACGGUAGGCCCUAGAGACCUUGUGGGCUGUAUCAAGAGCUCGCUGUCUGCAGUAUUUCCAGUGGACGACUGGGAAGACGACAUGUUUGAGUACAUCGGAUCUCACGUCAAGGUCAGCGAAGAGGGCGUCUUUGUGGGUCAAGAGUCUUAUGCUAGUUCCAGGUUAUUCGAAGUUGAGGUACAGAAGGGUCAAGAUGAACUGGAACAAGCAACAGAGGCGCAAAGGGUCGACAACCAAUCCCUUAUUGGUGCCUUGUCCUGGUUGAGUGCACAAUCGAGACCAGAUCUUCAGUGCAGUGUGUCACUUGCGCAACAACUCCAGAAAACCCCGACGGUUGAGGAUAUUAAGUUCACCAAUAAGAUCGCAAAAAGAGCUUGGGAGCACAGGGAUAAGGGCAUCUGGCUUCGUCCACUCGACUUGUCAUCCUUGGAAUACUUAGUCUAUCACGACUCUGCCUGGGCUAAUGCACUGUUGGAAGGGGAAGAGCACUUUAUUCUGAGUCCCGAAGAUCAUGAAAAGGGGACUAUGAAGGAAGGCCCCUUCGACAGGAAGGCACGAAAAGCCAAGAAGGAGAAUUCCAAGGUUGCUAGCCAAAUGGGCAUCCUCACUGCCCUCGCUGAUGCGAACGGCUUCAGAAGUGGAGGCGGCGAGGCUAGCAUCAUCGAUUGGAAAUCUACGGCCAAUCCUAGGGUAUGUCGAUCAACCUUCACGGCCGAGACCACUGCCUGUUCCGAAGCCGUGGAGAUGGGCCAGUAUGUCCGCUCAUUCGUGGAAUCAGUGCUACACGGAAGCCUGAAAAAGAUUAACGAUGUUGCGGGAUCCAAGCUCAGAUGCCUGACAGAUUGCAAAUCCCUCUAUGAUCAUCUUCACCGUGAAGGAGUACCGCGGGUUCCGUCAGACAAACGCCUGGCUAUAGACCUAGCUGCUCUUAGACAAACAUUCGACCUGGAGCGCGUCCGGGAUAGAAUUCCUCUUUAUUGGGUGCCAACCGAGUUCCAGCUCGCCGAUAUCUUGACUAAGCCGAAAAGUCCGGAUGGCUGGUGGGACACAAUUUGCAGUUGCAUCCGAUUACCCUUCGCCAAGAGAGUAGGCGAAACUUCCGAAUAG